UUGUUCCCUUCUCUACUGCCUGUGAUCACCUUCCCUGACUAUAGAGCAUCAUGCGGGGCUCCAUUUUGCUGCAGGUCUCUCUGCUCCUUUGCCUUGUAGGAUGCAGUCUUCAAGGAGGUACAGGAUCUGUACAGUCACCAGUUUCAUCACCUCUAGCAGUGAAAGCAGGGGGGCGAUAUCCUCAGUUCGGCCCUCAGGGCUACCAGCAGGGCCCAACAGGUGUUCGGAAUGGAUAUGAAGCGGGUUAUGGUGUAAAGGCUGGGAAACCAGUCACAGGUAGCCUCGGGGUACUCCCUGCAGGGAAACAAAAGCCAGGUUAUGGAAAUGGACGUUACCCAAGCAACUUCCAACAGCAAGGAAUUGGGGCAAAUCCUUCAAAAGCAGGUUAUGGAAAUGGAGCUGGACUUUACCCAAGUAACAUCCAACAGCAAGGAAUUGGAGCAAAACCCCCCAAAGCAGGUUAUGGUUCACCAGCUGGUGGUUUGCCCAAUGUAGGAGUCCAACCUGGUUAUGGAAACGGUGCUGGUCUUUACCCAAGUAACAUCCAACAGCAAGGAAUUGGAGCAAAACCCCCUAAAGCAGGUUAUGGUUCACCAGCUGGUGGUUUGCCCAAUGUAGGAGUCCAACCUGGUUAUGGAAACGGUGCUGGUCUUUACCCAAGUAACAUCCAACAGCAAGGAAUUGGAGCAAAACCCCCCAAAGCAGGUUAUGGUUCACCAGCUGGUGGUUUGCCCAAUGUAGGAGUCCAACCUGGUUAUGGAAAUGGUGCUGGUCUUUACCCAAGUAACAUCCAACAGCAAGGAAUUGGAGGAAAACCUCCCAAAGCAGGUUAUGGUUCACCAUCUGGUGGUUUGCCCAAUGUUGGAGUCCAACCUGGCUAUGGAAACGGCGCUGGUCUUUACCCAAGUAACGUCCAACAGCCAGGGACUUUGGGAAAACCAUCCAAAGCAGGAUACGGCUCAUCAGCUGGAGUUCUAAUUGGUUUCUUAAAUGGACCUGGAGGUUUCCCUAGUAACAUCCAACAGCCAGGAUUUGGAUCAAAACCUUCCAAAGCAGGUUAUGGAACUGGGAAUUACCCACGAUUUGGAGCCCAACCAGGCUAUGGGGCUAAGCCAUCCAAAGCAGGUCUUGGAGCAAAGUCAUCUAAAGCAGGUGCUUUGCAACAGCCCUACCCUGGUGGCCUUGGGUCCAAGCCUUCCAAAGCAGGAUACCCACAAGGAGUAGGAAAUUACCCAAGGAACAUCCCUCAACAAGGUUCUUUCCAGCAGCCGUACCCCGGUGGUCCUCAGGAGUACAUUCAAGGAGCAGCUGGGUACCCAAAUAACUACCCACAGCAAGGAUUGGGGACAAAGCCAUCUAAAGCAGGUGCUUACCAGCAGCCCUACCCUAAUGUGGCUGGAGGAUACCCACAAGCAGUAGGAAACUACCCAAGCGGCCUCCAACAGCAAGGUCUUGGGGCCAAGCCAUCUAAAGCAGGUGCUUUCCAGCAGCAAUACCCUAAUGGUGCCUAUCAGCAGCCCUACCCCAAUGGUUUAAAUAACUUUCUGGGCAAUGGAAAAGGACAAGGAGUCAAGUCUCCCUUUGCUUCUCUGGGUGCCCUAGGAAAAAGCUCCAAGCAAGGAGCCCUUGGCAAGCUUCCAUACAAGUCACAGCCCCUCCCUGCUGAUGCACUUGGAUAUGAUUCUAAAUCUCUAAAAUCUGGUGGUGCUCAGUUGCCCUUCACUUCUCAGGCUGGUUACCCUGAUCCUGCCUCUGUCAAAUAUGGUGGUGUGCCAGUUCCUUAUGGUCCCCAGGGUGCCUAUCCCGAUCCUUCAGCAAUCAAAUAUGGUGGUGUUCCUCAGUACCCUGAAACCGCAUCAUCUCCACUGGAAGAGGACCUUAGUCAAACUGUUCCAUUGGAAGGAACACAGAUAAUCGCAGUGGGUCCUACUACCCCCCCGACCACGCAAGCUUCGCCCAGCACCCCGAAACAGAAAGCCUAUAAAGUCCCAGAAGAACAAGCGGCUUAUAGAUUCUAUGGAACCGGAUACCAAGGCUGCGCUGAGUGCUGAACUCUGAUGUCCUACAUUUGUCCUUCAAUUGGAUUGUUUUUUGUGGGUUGGGUGUAUAUAGGGGAAAUGGGGGGUUGCAAAUGAUUCAUCAAUAAAAAUAAGUAAAAUGUCAA
Messenger RNA from Xenopus laevis (African clawed frog), 2164 nucleotides. RefSeq names its product tropoelastin 2 L homeolog (gene eln2.L). The record is from RefSeq and is a predicted model, not a curated record. NCBI's taxonomy places the organism in Eukaryota, Metazoa, Chordata, Amphibia, Anura, Pipidae. The transcript is spliced from 44 exons. The coding region runs from base 51 to 2051 and encodes 666 amino acids.